Messenger RNA from Podospora bellae-mahoneyi, 1191 nucleotides. RefSeq lists its product as uncharacterized. Bases 1 to 1191 code for a protein of 396 amino acids. The transcript is spliced from 2 exons. Gene Ontology annotation, molecular function: glycosyltransferase activity. NCBI's taxonomy places the organism in Eukaryota, Fungi, Ascomycota, Sordariomycetes, Sordariales, Podosporaceae. Gene Ontology annotation, biological process: protein N-linked glycosylation. Gene Ontology annotation, cellular component: Golgi membrane. The record is from RefSeq and is a predicted model, not a curated record.
AUGGCCGCCUUCCAAAAUAUGCCUCAGGCAUGGCGUCGCCUCAUCUUUCUGAUCCCCGUUCUCAUCAUCACCCUCAUCCUCGCGUCGGGCUUGUACACUGGGUCGCUGCCCAAGCCGCGCAUGCCCAAGGUGGUGUUUGACGACAGCCAUGGCCCAUUCCAUUCCGACUGCCAGGCGAACCAUACUCCCCCGAACCUCGACAGCCUCCCGGACAUCAUUCGCGCGCUCUGGCAACCGCUCAUUCUGCCCAUCACGGCGCCCCGAUUCGUGACCCUCGACGGAACCGAAAAGUUGCUGCCUCCCCAGAAUGAGCUUGUUCACACGAAGCCCAUGGGGAAGAGGAUCUGCAUCCUCGAUGUGGAUACGCGCGACCUGGCGGGCGAGGGAAGCAUUUUCUACAGCGAAGGCGUUCCACCCUGGGACAAGCUGGGCAGUCCGUCGGCAGGCUUCCUCAGCCACUAUCUCUACGCCCAAAUUCACGGCUACUCGUACAAGUUCAUCCGGGCGCCACAGUAUGCCGACCGCGCCCCCCACUGGUCCAAAGUCAUCUUCACCAAGGAGCUCCUCAAGGAGUACGACAUUGUCGUCAUGAUGGACUACGAUGCCAUGUUCCCCUCCCCCGAGGUGCCGCUCGAGUGGAUGCUCAACUACUGGAAGAUCGACAGGGACGUCAUUGUGGCCAUGGCAGAAGAUCCCGCCGGUGAGCCCAACUUCGACGACUCGGAGAAGCACAAGGUCAACAUCAACUCUGGCUUCAUCAUUGCGCAGGCCGGGGAGAAAUCACAGCGCCUGUUCAAAGACUGGGCCGAAUGCCCCUCCGAGGUGCGCUACAAGGGAUGCGCCAAAUGGGCCCAGACCUUGUUCCACGAGCAAGCUGCCUUCAGCACCCACGUCCGCUACGAUUUUUUGGAUGGUUACAGCAUUGAAACCCACCCGCAAUACAUCCGCAUGCUGCCGUGCCAGGAGGCCAACGGAAUUCCCGAAGUAUCCGGGUCUGGUUGUGUCGGACAUCUCGUGCGCCACUAUUGGGGGAGGAAAGGCCUGACGAACCGGGAGUUUGGCCACAACGUGAUGGCUGCCCUCACACCUCUGCUCGUGCAGGCCGCCUACAAAGAACCCGGCCAUGUGGAGGAUCUCCGGAGCAAAGUGCUCAAGGGCGCCGAGGUGUUGGAUAAGCCCCCAGCGAGGUGA